AUGUCAUUGUGGGCAGACAAAUACAGGCCAAAAACGCUAGACGAUCUAGACUAUCAUGGCAAGAUUUCGAAUAUGCUGAGUUCAUUGGCCACGUCGGGUGAUUUUCCUCAUUUAUUGUUCCAUGGCCCAAGUGGAGCGGGGAAAAAAACUAGAAUAUUGGCCACGCUAAGACAAAUCUAUGGUCCCAACAUAGAGAAGUUGAAAGUUGAUCCAAAGGUGUUUGUCACAGCAACUAAGAGAAAAUUAGAGUUCAAUGUGGUGUCGUCUCCUAACCAUCUGGAAAUCACACCUAGUGACAUGAACAACAACGAUAGGGUUGUAAUCCAAGACCUCUUGAAAGAAGUCGCCCAAACUGAAACCAUCGAUUUUACACACGUUGCUGACCACAAGAACAGAUUCAAAGUUGUCAUCAUUAACGAGGCGGAACUGUUAACCCGUGACGCUCAAGCAGCUCUGAGAAGGACUAUGGAGAAGUACUCCGCAAAUAUCAGGUUGGUGUUGGUGUGUAAUUCUAUAUCCAGCAUCAUUGAGCCUAUCAAGUCAAGAACGUUACUAAUUAGAGUGGCUGCUCCUACGGAUGAAGAAAUGGGAUCGGUUUUUGAGAAAGUUCUGAGAGAUCAACCAGAAGUGGCCAAGUCUUUUCCUGCUGAUGAGACCGAGAGACAACAGAUUUACUCCAAGAUUGCCAAAGUUACAGAUCACAAUUUAAGGACUGGAUUAUUGCUUCUGGAAGCCUUAUACUCUUACAAUCCCUCCAUAACCACCAAAACCCCAAUGAUAAUGCCAGACUGGGAAAAUGUCAUCAAGAAAUUAGCAAUUGGUAUCGUCACUGAGAGGACAGUUUCCAAGCUACAGCAGAGUAGAACUGACCUUUACGAGUUAAUCUCCCAUUCUAUUCCAGCCAAACUUAUCCUCAAGAAGUUGACCAUAGAAUUCUGGCGUUUGGUUGACGAAGACUCCAAGAUAAAAGAUAAGGACACAGUUAAGAUGGAUAUAGUCCAACAGGCUUCCAUCUUCGAUGAGAGGUUGAGUCUUGGAUCAAAAGAUAUCUUCCAUCUAGAGGGUUUCAUUACUAAAGUCAUGGUGGUACUUGAAAAGAACGUCUCAUAG
This is a messenger RNA of Komagataella phaffii GS115, 1110 nucleotides long. RefSeq names its product Replication factor C. Gene Ontology annotation, biological process: DNA-templated DNA replication; DNA repair. Gene Ontology annotation, molecular function: DNA binding; DNA clamp loader activity; ATP hydrolysis activity. The record is from RefSeq and is a predicted model, not a curated record. Gene Ontology annotation, cellular component: nucleus; Ctf18 RFC-like complex; Elg1 RFC-like complex. Bases 1 to 1110 code for a protein of 369 amino acids. The transcript has a single exon. Lineage: Eukaryota; Fungi; Ascomycota; Pichiomycetes; Pichiales; Pichiaceae.